Messenger RNA from Aphanomyces astaci, 333 nucleotides. RefSeq lists its product as hypothetical. The record is from RefSeq and is a predicted model, not a curated record. Lineage: Eukaryota; Oomycota; Saprolegniomycetes; Saprolegniales; Verrucalvaceae. The transcript has 3 exons. The coding region runs from base 1 to 333 and encodes 110 amino acids.
AUGACGAAGUGCAAGGCGCUCCUUGGGGCUACCCACCUCAAGUUUGUAUUCCCCAUUCAGAUCAAAGCCAAGUCGGAUUCCGACAUGACCACCGCCAUGCCGUACAUUCUAACCGGGUUCAAACUGCUAAAGGGACUGAGUCCUGCCGCGAGUCGGAUGAAAGCGCUGGGAUUGCCAUCCUUAGAUGCAGAGUUGCUGACGAACGUUCAGAGCAAGAUCGACACGGACAAGCAAACGUCGAGCCAGAUCCACCACCACAUCCGUUCGUGCCACAUCCUGACGACUUCAAACGACACGGAAAAAGAAAAGGUAGAAAAGGUAGAAAAGGUCUAG